Messenger RNA from Sinocyclocheilus grahami, 1653 nucleotides. RefSeq names its product TNF receptor-associated factor 1-like. Gene Ontology annotation, cellular component: plasma membrane signaling receptor complex; cytoplasmic side of plasma membrane. NCBI's taxonomy places the organism in Eukaryota, Metazoa, Chordata, Actinopteri, Cypriniformes, Cyprinidae. The record is from RefSeq and is a predicted model, not a curated record. Gene Ontology annotation, biological process: regulation of canonical NF-kappaB signal transduction; signal transduction; regulation of apoptotic process. Bases 1 to 1470 code for a protein of 489 amino acids. The transcript is spliced from 8 exons. Gene Ontology annotation, molecular function: zinc ion binding; tumor necrosis factor receptor binding.
AUGGCUUCUGGAUCAGCUGUUUCAGACCCGUCGUUAAAUGGGGGUUCGUCCACACCGGAUGAGAACGAGUACCCGUCGGGUUUCCCUCAGAGCAUCUGCGAUGAGGUCCCGAAGGAGAAGUACUUGUGCAGCAACUGUAAUAAUGUCUUGAAUAAAGCGCGUCAAACGGUGUGCGGGCACCGCUACUGCCUCGCGUGCGUCAACUGGCUGGACCAUCAGAGUCAGUGUGAAUAUGCCCUGAUCCCUUGCAACAUUGGCUGUGGCAUAAUGGUGCAGAGGAAGUCAUUGGCUACACAUCUGGACAGAGGUUGUCCCAACAACAAGACCACAUGUCCCUCUUGUGCAGGUGUCCUGACACCAAGAGAACUCCAGAAGCAUGUAUGUCCCAAUUCAGGCGACAAGAAGACGACAAAGACUGAUAAACGGCAAAAGAAUAAUCACCCGGGCAGCUCAAAAAAGAAAGAGCCAUGCAUUUUCUCAGAAGUUGGUUGUCCUUUUAAGGGCAAUACAGACAAAUUAAAAGAACAUGAAUCCUGCAGCCAUGUUGGCCAUCUACAGCUUCUCUUGGAUGUGACCAGGGCUCUUCAGCGUACCCUGAAUUCCCCACCUGAGCGAGGCCACCAUGAAAGCCCUGAUCUUCUUCAGCCUGGACAGUGUGGUGCUUCCCUCACUUCUCAGAGUGAGGGUGAGAUUGAGACGGACGGAGGAGACCCAGGAGUGAGUGAUAAGGCCCUCAGUCUCCACGACGAUCAGGCUGAACUUGCUGUAGGCCAGCAAUUGGACAUCCUACAGCAGAGGGUGCAGGUUAUGGAGAACAUCAUCUCAGCUUUGAACCGAGAGGUGGAAAAGACACAGUUCAGUGUGGUCGUGCUGGAGAGGGACGAUUACAACAGUCAGCAGCUCAUUCAGCACUUGGAAACCAAGGUAGCGGAACAGCAGCAGAGACUAGUCGGGAAAGACAUUCACAUCACUUCAUUGCAGCAGUGUAUCAGCGCCCAGCAGGACGUCUCAUAUGAUGGCACCUUUCUCUGGCGGUUGUGUGAUGUCAGCCAGAGACUGAGAGAGGCUGCCAGUGGCCAAAAGAUCAGUCAGUACUCGUCAGCAUUCUACACCGCAAGGUAUGGAUUUAAAGUGUGCAUGCGGCUCUACUUGAAUGGAGAUGGGGUUGGAAAGGGAACGCACAUCUCUCUUUUCUUUGUUAUAAUGAAAGGAGAAUACGACCCCAUUCUUCCAUGGCCAUUCAGAUAUAAGGUCACGUUCUUUCUCAUAGAUCAGAACCAGAGGGAGCACGUCAUCGACGCUUUCCGACCCGACCUCUCCUCUGCAUCUUUCCACCGCCCCACCUCAGAUAUGAAUGUGGCCAGCGGGUGCCCCCUGUUCUUCCCUCUGGGGAAAUUGAGGUCGCCUAAGCACGCCUACUGCAAGGAUGACACCAUCUAUAUCAAAUGCGUGGUGGACACCUCCACCUGAAGCAUGAAGGCCUGGCUGUUAAGGAUGACUGGAUUCCUAAGGGAGCAUAACAAUUCUGGAUCUGGACAAAAUGAACAUGGAGUGCAAAGAAACAAACGUGGAAAUAUUUAUGAACUGAAAAAUGUCUUGGUUGCAUUUUGGUUCUUUGGGUACAUGAAUGAAAUAAUAUUUUUUAGAUUGACA